CGCUGAUUGGCUGCCACGGAGAAGCGUUUAAAAUUUACAGGGUGCGCUUGUUUCAUGUGUGAGAGGCGCCGGCGGCGGGCGGGAGUCAGGCAGAGGCAGUCUCCGCCCUCCGCGGUCACCCGGCAGAUCUGUUCACGCGCUUUGUAUUCGUGUCCGUUACACUGACGUCAUGCGUUUGAUUGGAUAGCGAGUUGGAUUCUCGGAGCUGAUUGGCUGCUUUAUUUGGCAGGUCCCCUGGUGCGUCCCCGGGCCUCAGUUUGAGAACCUGCACGGCAGCAGCCCCAGUUGACUUGAGAGUGAUUAAAAAUGAAGCGCUAUAGAAACCAGCAGGCCAAUAGAGGAGCGGGAAGCUGUUUACAAGGGGGUGUACCGUUUCUAUGGUUGCUGGACAAACCUCCUGCACCAGGUAUUAAACUGCCUCCCCGACGGAUCCCGCAGCCCGCUGACACCCGCAAUAAAGACCUCCAGAGAGGAGAAGGAGCCCGAACACAGCGCCAAACACAAUCCACAGGAAUUUCUCCCCUUUCUCUGCUUUCACUCACAAGCUGACAACAGGUGCGUCUGAGUCAGGCUGAGGCUGAACAUCCAGAGCUGCUCGAUCAGGAUUUAAAGCCUCCGACAGGACCGCAGACACAAGGCGGUGGCAGGAAGAGGAGGAGAGGAGCUGGGUGACAGAGAGCAAUGCUGUCUCUGAGCUGUGGGGACCCCUGGCCUGAAGGCUCGGUGGGGCUGGAGGAGGAGGUGGUGACCGCCGCUGCUCAGGCUGAGGAGCGGGACAGCAUCAACACCAAGAACAGCAGCAGCAGCUGCUGCAGCUCCAUUAACCUGGACGACAGCCUGACCAGCCUGCAGUGGCUGCAGGAGUUCUCCAUCCUCGGUGCCAACGUGCCGCAGCAGGAGCACCACCAGCCGCACCUGUUCGGUCGUCAGCCGCUGGGCUCCGAUGCUCCGGCCUCCCCUCUGGCCGGGGACCCCGCCUCCAUCGGGAUGCCUCUGACCCCGGGGAAGCCCACAGCAGCGGCCUACAGCAGGAUGCAGUCCCUCCCCGGUAUAGUGGCUCACGGCCACUGCCCAGAUGAGGUGGACUACAAGACCAACGCGCACAUCAAGCCCCCGUACUCGUACGCGACGCUGAUCUGCAUGGCCAUGCAGGCCAGCAAGAAGAGCAAGAUCACUCUGUCCUGCAUCUACAAGUGGAUCACUGACAACUUCUGCUACUACCGACAUGCUGAUCCCACCUGGCAGAACUCCAUCCGACACAACCUGUCCCUCAACAAGUGCUUCAUCAAGGUGCCGCGGCAGAAGGACGAGCCCGGGAAAGGAGGUUUUUGGAAGAUUGACCCACAGUACGCUGAGCGCCUCCUGAGUGGCGCCUAUAAGAAGAGGCGAAUGCCACCGGUCCAGAUCAACCCGGCUCUGCAGAACAGGCUCAGGAUCAACCUUCAGCCCCAGUCCAGAGCCCUCUGCAGCCCCACAGCAGGUCAGAGUGGUCUGUGCAUCAACCCAGAGUCCCAGCAACUCCUCCGGGAGUUUGAAGAGGCGACCGGUGCUGACCAGAACUGGGACCCUCACCUGGCGGAGGGGACCAUGCUGGGGUCUUGGCCAGUGGUCAGAGGAAGAAGUGGGCACAAGAGGAAACUGGGCUCCAGAAUUGGUUCCAUCAAAGCCCCCAGGCGCUCCAGCUCCCCACUGCUCUCCAUGGACGAACAGAAGGAGAUUGGACCUUUGAAAGGGGACUUCGACUGGGACGCCCUACUGGACUCAGCUCUCAGCGGGGAGCUCAGUUUGGAGGGAGGAGAACCUCUGAGCCCCAUCAUGAAAGAGGAGGACCUGACGGUGCGAGGGACCCACAUCUCCCCUGUUGAAGCUCCUGCAGGGACAGCGGACAUCCACGUGCUGGUGGAGACCCAAAGGAAUAAUGACGUGUCAGACUUUGACGAGGAGACCUUCCUCGCCACAGCCUUCCUGGAGAGCCCCUGGCCAGAGGAGGAGGAACAAGCCCGCAAUGAUUUCCUCUGUAGCUCCACCGUCAACCUGGACCAGCUGUUUGACCUCGGAGACUCGUUAGGUGGAGACGCUCGGAUUGACGCCCUCCUUUGAGGAAUAGUUGCUUUCCUGGUCCUCUUUCAAAAUGACAAGACUCCUGGCUACACUUCAGAGGAACAACAGACUCUUUUUUUUUUACACUCGAGCAACUUUAUUGUCCUUUUCAAGAUGUUUAAAGUAUUUUUAGAAUUACAUUUUGAUGUUGAUCCAUGCAGGAAGUGCAUUCCCAAUGUCUACUGAACAAAGAUGCCACAACGUACAGCAGCAGUUCACAUCAUCACGGAGGGAAAAUGAAAUGACUCGAGACAAAAACACAUUUUCAGAAACACGGCCUGGUCACUCCAUCCAGUGGCAGCAUGAUGUUAAUCCAAACAUCCAUGAAAUAUUUAGUUAAAGCUUUAGAGGUUAGCAAUCUGUCACUUUGGCUUCCCAAGCUGUUUACUUCCAGACACAUCAUUGAGUUUCACUGAAGACUCACAGCUUUGAUAAAAAGCCACUUUCCAGAUGUUUUUGGACUGAAUGGGUCAAAUUAGGAUAUUAAAGUUUUUUUGUGCUUUAAAUGAUGUAAUUCCAACGUUUGUCAAACUGACACAAAGGACGGCGCACUUCCUAGCUAGCAGCAUAAACGAUGAGCAUGUGCAGUGGGAACCUGGAGUUCAAACUUUUUGGCAAACGUGUUCAGUGACCAGUUUUCAUCCGGUUAAUUAAAUGGGCGCCAUCUUGAAUUCUGUUAUCCAGUUUGUGUAACACAUCAGUCAUUAGCAGGAAGCUUCCUGUUUAUACCCACAGCUAACAGGCUACGGUUGCUUCGAACUCUUCAUUAAAGCUCAGUCAAGUUGUUAAAUGAACUUUGUCACAGCGAGCUCAUUGACUAAUCGUGGCAUUUCCAUUUGAAUGAAUUCUUUUUGUAAAGUCUUUAAUUGUUGGUGUGAACAGGCCUUUAGGAUGACACAUCAUGGACUCGGUUUACAUCAUACAAAGUGUGUUUUCAUGUUGUUUUUGUACUACAUGAAUAUUUUCUGAAGACAAUAACAGAGCCGGAUCAGCAGGCUGUGAUUUCUUUUUGUGUGUAAAUACGGUGACAGCAGCACUACGAUGAUGAAUUAUGAGAUAUUUGCCAAAUGAUGUUUGGUGUAGGAGUGAUUUACUGUAUUUCUUGUUGUAUUUUUUUUGCGUGGGGUUUUUGGUACUAACUAUUCUCUGUAUGCAUUUUUCAAAAAUAAUUAGGAGCAGUUUAACUAGAUUAAUAAAUGUCAGAUGAGACGUCAGUUUUGUUUCUUGUAGAAGUACUUAGGAACCGUUUUUUUUUUAUUUUUAUCCUGUGCAAAGCAGUCUGAACUUCGUGGUGUUAAAGUUGAAAUGGACACGAAACAGCUCGAGGCGAAACUUUCCCAACAGAGAACUAUUAAGACCUUAAAAUGGUCACUUUCGAAAGGCCACGGUGUCUCGUAAAUGAAUACCUGACCUUCUAUGUGCCAAGAACAACACAUGGGACUCGACAGGAUGGCAGUGUUGUUUUUUUAUUUUACGUGUAGAUCUGAUGCAGCUCGAUGUGUCGAUGGACUAACUGAACCAAAUCACUCCACAUGAACAUGAGAGUUACUUCAAAGAUUAUUGCUCCUGUUUUCCUCUGAAAAUGUGUGAACGUGCAAUCAAUGUACAGUGAUACUUGUUAGAUUUUACACUCAGUCGUAGGCGUCUAUUCAUGCAGUUUACUUUAGAGAGACCAGUUUCACAGGUUUGUGUAUUACGAGGUGCGAAUACACUCUGAUAGGACAAAGGACGACAGAGAAACCAUCAAACAUUUGUGUAUUAGCUCUUCUUGAUCAGAUAACUCUUUAAAAUGUAAUAAUGGCAUCUUACCUCGUGAUUCUGUAAAGUCAGAGACGCUGUAUGCUUCCUGUUACUCUCCUGUUUUUAUUUUAUUUUCCACUUUUCUUUGACAAAUAAAGAAAAAUAAU
This is a messenger RNA of Larimichthys crocea (large yellow croaker), 4007 nucleotides long. It is a transcript of the gene foxj1a, whose product is annotated as forkhead box J1a. The transcript is spliced from 4 exons. NCBI's taxonomy places the organism in Eukaryota, Metazoa, Chordata, Actinopteri, Sciaenidae. Gene Ontology annotation, cellular component: nucleus. The coding region runs from base 682 to 2100 and encodes 472 amino acids. Gene Ontology annotation, biological process: regulation of transcription by RNA polymerase II. Gene Ontology annotation, molecular function: DNA-binding transcription factor activity, RNA polymerase II-specific; RNA polymerase II cis-regulatory region sequence-specific DNA binding. The record is from RefSeq and is a predicted model, not a curated record.